Molecule: messenger RNA, 390 nt
Organism: Carlito syrichta (Philippine tarsier)
Lineage: Eukaryota; Metazoa; Chordata; Mammalia; Primates; Tarsiidae
Gene: CGREF1
Product: cell growth regulator with EF-hand domain 1
Exons: 5
Coding region: 1-390 (129 amino acids)
Molecular function (GO): calcium ion binding
Source: RefSeq, a predicted model, not a curated record
AUGCUACCUCUGACCAUGUGUGUGUUCUUGCUGCUGCUGCCGCCCCUGGGUCAGGCUGCUCCCAAGGACGGAGCCACCAGGCUGGCCUCCGGAGUGCAGCCUCAGCCCGUGUCCCACCCCUUCCAGCCAGGUCAGGAGCAGCUCCGACUUCUGCAGCGCUACCUGAAGGGUCUGCGGAGGACGGAGGAGGAGCCGGAACAGCUGAGCCGGGAGCAGGUGCUCCUCUACCUCUUCGCCCUCCAUGACUUCGACCAGAGCGGCCAGCUGGACGGCCUGGAGCUGCUGUCCAUGCUGAUGGCCGCUCUGGCCCCCGGAGCUGCGGACACACCCACUGACCCGGGCAGCCCAGAUGCCAGGCUGGAUGGAGGAGGGAGGUGGCGGCAGCUGUGA